Messenger RNA from Eupeodes corollae, 1613 nucleotides. RefSeq names its product putative nuclease HARBI1. The record is from RefSeq and is a predicted model, not a curated record. The transcript has 2 exons. NCBI's taxonomy places the organism in Eukaryota, Metazoa, Arthropoda, Insecta, Diptera, Syrphidae. Bases 823 to 1608 code for a protein of 261 amino acids.
UAUUAUGGUUACCAAAUAUCAACACGAUAUUUGAUAAUAGUUGAUAAUUAUCAACAAAAUUAAUGAAUCGGUAUUAUGGUGAUCAAUUAUCAAUAUUUUUGAUAAAUAGUGAAUUAAAAGAUCUAUUGUGAAUAGCUUUAUUGAUAAAAUCUGUAUUACGGCUAUCAAACAUAUUGAUACUCAUCAAAUAUUCUAUCAGCUACAAAAUCUUCGUUGACAAAUGUAUCAAACAUUCGUUAAUGGUAAAGAAUUGUAAUUUAAAUACGAUUUAUAAAAGUUUUAAUAAUUUUUUUUCAUUUUCAAACUUCAGAUUAAUAACACGCCGAAUCUGAUAUUUAGCGUUCAGUUUGUGGAACAUGCCUAAUGAAUCAAAUUAUCGCAGCCUGUAAAUAAUUUUUAUAUAUAUACAGCUUAUAAAUUGUUAGGUAUUUUUUGUAUUGGCAACAACCAUUUUAAAACGAUGUCUUCGGUAGAAUUGUUCUUUGAAGGCAACUAUGAUGAGGAAAGAAGUGUUAUCACGCACGCCAAGAUACGCAGGGCAUUACGAGAUGCUUCAAACCCAAUGGAUUUGGACGAAAAUAUGUAGGCAAUAAGGUUUUCCAUUUUUACUCUAGGUACUUACUGUGAUUCGUUUCCAGAUUCAUACAAAAUUUCCGACUUUCGAAACAAGCCUUCCUAGAUGUAUUCACCGAUAUUGGCGAUAAACUUAAGCCAAUAAAAAGUCAACAAUCCAUCCCAAAUAUACUCAAGCUAGCAGCUGUUUUAAAAUUCUUUGCUCAAGGAAGCCACCAAUUGAGCGUUGGGAAUGACGUUAAUAUUGGUAUGGCACAACCAACGGUGUCUGUCAUUCUUAGUGAACUGCUAAGUAUUUUGAAAAGACACAUUUGUCCGAAAUGGAUUCAAUUUAACUAUACCCAGGAAGAAGAACGUUGGGCAAAAAUAUACUUCUUCGAAAAAAGUAGAAUUCCAAAUGUGGUCGGGGCUAUCGAUGGUACGCACAUAAAAAUAAUUGGACCCAAUAAGGACCUUCAGCAUGUGUAUUACAAUAGAAAGGGCUAUUAUAGUAUAAAUGCGAUGCUUGUUUGUGAUCACUUAAUGUACAUCAGGUGUGUAAAUGCAAAACAUCGAGGGUCAUCACAUGAUGCUAGCGUUUGGAGUAUGUCACAGCUAAAAGUAAAGUUAGAAGGCUCGUAUCGUAAUGGAAGAACCAACUUUCGAAUUCUUGGUGACGGGGGAUAUCCUCUUUCACCAUACUUAAUUACACCAUAUAGGAACGUUGAAGAGAGUUCCUUGCAAGCAAACUUCAAUAAAAAACAUGCACAGGGUCGAAAUAUUAUCGAACGCACUAUUGGUGUUCUGAAAAGUAGAUUUAGGUGUCUUUUGCAAGCGCGAGAACUACAUUACACAGCAAAAAAAGCAACCAAAAUAUUUAACGUAUGUGCAGCCCUUCAUAACAUUUGUGUUAAGUAUAGAUUGGAAAAUCCUGAAGCUAUCGAAGAGGAAUCCGAAAAUGUUCUUGGAAACCAUGAUAUGUUAGAUGAUUCUGCAAUAUUCACUGAAGGCAGUCGGAUAAGGGAUUCAAUAGCAAGAUUCAUGCAAACCGAAUAAAUAAA